Messenger RNA from Aureobasidium pullulans EXF-150, 726 nucleotides. RefSeq lists its product as uncharacterized. Lineage: Eukaryota; Fungi; Ascomycota; Dothideomycetes; Dothideales; Saccotheciaceae. The coding region runs from base 1 to 726 and encodes 241 amino acids. The record is from RefSeq and is a predicted model, not a curated record. The transcript has a single exon.
AUGUCAUCUUCCGUCCAUGUUAUCAUCCCAGCCACAGCUCGUGGCCGCUACAGUCGCCUCUGCGAAGUGUACAGCAUCAGACCUAGCGCCGAGGCUCUACUCAAAGUAAGACAGGCGCUCUUCCCGAUGCCUUCUCGUUUCGAUGAGCGGAUGCAGCCAUCCUUGCUUUUCUUCCUACCAAUGUCAGCCUUGGUCUACAGAGCCGGAACCCUGCUGGUAGGAUGGACCACCCUAGAGAAUGGCUCAAGACAGGAGAUCUGGGUAAAGCAACGCAAAACCCGGCUCCUUGCAUACUCGGAUCGUGGUGGACCUCCCGGCUCCCUUCACGUUGUCAAACGCCACCAAGUUCUCUGCGAUGAAUGGCAUCCAGCUCUCGACGGAGUGUUUGGCCUCGACACCUGUAAUGAUCGCCGCGAGCAGUACGCCUAUUUCAGCGCAUGCAUCAAGCUGCUUGGAAGCUCAAACCCACCGCCGAUGAUCGAGGACUUCAGGCCCCCUGCCGCCCGACCCCAAAGACAGCCUGUCGCGAUCAGCAGGAGACUUGCCGCCACAAGAAUCAUGCCAUCCACCCGUGACAGACUCGCAGCUGAGACUCAAAGACAAACCAUGGGUAGCGAAACACCAUCACUGAUUCAACGUCCUCAACCACGUGCACCGAUCACGCCCUCCAGCAGAGUUGACGGUGGAUGGAGUGGUAUUCCACUCCACUCCAAACUCCAGUGCUAG